Daktulosphaira vitifoliae (grape phylloxera) is the source of this 990-nucleotide messenger RNA. RefSeq lists its product as uncharacterized. The transcript is spliced from 2 exons. Lineage: Eukaryota; Metazoa; Arthropoda; Insecta; Hemiptera; Phylloxeridae. The record is from RefSeq and is a predicted model, not a curated record. Bases 1 to 753 code for a protein of 250 amino acids.
AUGGUGAAAGCUGGAACAGCUUUAAAUGUAUUUUAUCCUAAAUUAAUUCACGUGACUUGCCUUGCACACGCUUUCCAUCGUGUCGCAGAAACAAUAAGAUCAGAAUUUCCCGAAGUUGAUUUUUUGAUAUCAACUAUUAAAAAACUUUUCCUGAAAGCACCCAGUCGUGUACAUAUAUUUAAAGAAAAUUAUCCUCAAACACCUCUUCCUCCAAAACCGGUGAUAACUCGUUGGGGUACUUGGUUACAAGCUGCUGCAUAUUAUUGCGACAAUUUUAGUGUCAUUGAAGAUGUGAUUUCAAAACUCGAAAUAGAUGCCGUUUCAUAUACAUAUCCUCCAAUACUACAUCUAUUACAAUCUAAUUCUAUUACAAAACUUGAAGCUCAAAACUUGUCCCUGGCUGAUAGCCUAGGUAUUGUCUCCGACACCGUCAAAAAAUUAAAAGAAUCCCCUGGGCAGGUUGGAAUAAAAAUUAAGAAUAAAGUUGAGCAAGUACUUAGUAAGAACUCUGGUUUAAAGACAGUUGAAGCUAUUGCAAACAUUCUCAAUGGCAGUGAUACGCAAACUUCUUUUGAAUUUAGUCUUGCUGAUUUAGGGGCUUUUAAAUUUGCUCCUAUUACUUCCGUCAACGUGGAAAGAUCUUUUAGCCGCUACAAAAACAUACUUCGUCCUAAUCGACGUCGAUUUACCUUUAACAACCUAAAGAAGUACAUGAUUGUCCAUUGCUUUGUUGACGAUGAAGAUCCUAGCUAAUAUUUGAUUUGAAUGUAUUUUUUAGGUGCAUUACAUAUUUUGUAUUCUGAAUGUAUUUUUUUUUAAGAAUAAAAACAUUUUUUUUUAAAUAUUUUGUAUUUUUAGUUGCAUAUUUGGAUAAAAAUAAAUACAUAUAUAUGUACAUAUUUUUUAAUUUUUAAUACAUAUUAAUCCGCACCCUAGUCAUAACUAUUGCUUAUUACUUAAAAGUUAUAUUAAAAACUGAACUCAGUUAUA